This is a messenger RNA of Peniophora sp. CBMAI 1063, 381 nucleotides long. The record is from the annotation of a GenBank genome assembly. Lineage: Eukaryota; Fungi; Basidiomycota; Agaricomycetes; Russulales; Peniophoraceae.
AUGCGGCUCGUAUACCAGAAACACGCAAUAUCGCUGCGAGUGCUCCCAAGAUUGUCGAUUAAUACUCAAGCUGCACCUUCUUUUUCACUUUCACGAUUGCAGAGAGCGCUGCGAGCAGAAGCUAUUGCGUCCGAACGUCCGGGGCUGAGCAGUGGUAACAAGACAUCCCCGCCUUCGCCGUUCCCUCCGUCCAGUCUCUAUGCCCGGCACGUUCGACCCGGUCUCCUUUGGGUUGCUUCGCUACAUCCCACGAAGAACGUCAACGUCACCGAGGUAGUCUCGUCAGUUUGCCGAGGCGAUAACGCAGCUCCUUGGUCAAAUUCGCCAUCGCUCUUCGACAUCCCUCUAGCCAUAAGCCUACGCCGAGUACAGUGCCGCUAG